Armigeres subalbatus is the source of this 1616-nucleotide messenger RNA. RefSeq lists its product as uncharacterized. Lineage: Eukaryota; Metazoa; Arthropoda; Insecta; Diptera; Culicidae. The transcript has 3 exons. Bases 341 to 1336 code for a protein of 331 amino acids. The record is from RefSeq and is a predicted model, not a curated record.
UUGCUGAACAGAUUUACCUGCAAUAAUGCGAGCGCUGGUUUUUUGAUCCCAAAUGAAACUUUCAGUGGGCUCGAAGGUUUAAAAAUGCUUUAUUUUUUACACUAUUAUCGUUCUGAACCAAUUGGACAAAUACGGUUCACAUCAAAAUGUUUCUCCCCCACUGAUAGAAGCAAGACUGUAAUCCAUGUCUUUGUAUGGUCUAUGUCACGUCAAACAUAGUGGAGUGCGAAGAUUUUAUGCUUGUUUACAUCGCUCAUGGUUUAAUGCAUUCCAUUGAAAGCCUGUUUCGAGUUUAUUUUACAAUUUUAAUGAGUUCCGCAUAACGAACAGUUAUUCCGAAAUGCGAAUGGCCAUCAAUACCCCGGAGGACUGCACCAUCAACGAGCAGUUUAUAAAACUGGUGCACGACACGCCAAUACUAUGGAAUCUUCAUCUGCCGCUCUAUCGGAACCGGGAGAUCAAAGAGCAAAAAUGGGCCGAAGUUGGAGCUGUAUUUAAUCUCAGUGGCACUGAAGCAUACAAGAAAUUUGUUGCCUUGCGCGAAAAAUACAAGCGUGAGCAGAAGCUGCGGGAAAGCAAAACCAUAUCUCAAACAGAAUGCUGGCGAUUGUACGAUAAGCUAAAAUUUCUCGAUACGGUGUCGUUUUCUCGCGAUCGGCGGUGGAGCAAGCCAAAAUAUGUGAACCGGCGACAGCAUGGUUUUACCCCGACCACACCUCACACGCGCCAUGAGCUAUCCCCCUUGCUAAUCAAGAAUGAAUUCCCAGACCUGCAAAUGGUAUCCGUUCCGACGUCUCCUAGCUACCAGAUGUCCGGCGAUCCGUCGGAGAAUGGUUCCAGCGAAGCAUAUCAGGAUAACUCGGACUACUAUAAUGAUUCAACGAUGCAAGAAGCACAACCGGAAGACCCGGACGGCUCGGAAUACGGCGAGAAAAUAGAGACCAUGCCGGACGUGCAUCCGGUGGCUUCGACGUCCAGUUCUUCCGUGCAACACCAACAACAGCAAUUUUUGAAUCGCCUCGAGUGUAAGACCAACGCAAUUUUCGAAGAACACGAUAAACGAAAAAGCAGUUGGGUACGAUGUGAAACAUUGGGUCAUAGGGUGGCACAAACGAUGCAUGCUCUGGAGGAGCAUGAUCCUGAUCUGGCGCUUAAGUUUGAUAUCAUGUUGAGUGAAGCGAUUACUAGUAUUAAAAAAGAUCAGCUACAGAGGCUGAUGGUAAGGCAGCAACAGCAGCGGGAUGAUGAGGAAGAACGAACACGGGCGGAAACGAUGCGAAUACAACACAAACAUAUGCAGGUUCAACAGCAGAAUACGAACAGCAGUGAUCCUUGACUAGAGAAUUAACACAAAUGGUAUGUAGUAGUCGGUUACAUUAAUUAUCAUUAGUAAAAAGUCAUUAUGAUGCAGAACACUGUUUUGCCAGUUUCAGUUUUCGUCAAAAUAUUUCCAACUAUAAUGACUGACUAAUAUACAAAAAGGAUCAUGAAUCUUUGACGAACAAAACAUUACUUGUUACAAAAUCUGAUACGGGACGUUGAGUCGCGUAGCGAUAUCUUGAGCUUAUGCUAGAUCUUCAACACAUUAAAACAUCUAGGUUAAACUUGUAAGGGCA